AUGUGAAAAUGGAAACCUCAUCUUUGCUUUCAUCCUUACAUGAUGAAUGCAGAUCAGACAGCUACAUUGAACCUCAUUACAAAGAAUGGUAUCGAAUAGCUAUUGACGCUUUAAUUGAAGGAGGUAUAGAAGCAUACAAAGAAUUUCUUUCCAAAGAGAGAUGCUCAGAGUUCCUAGCAGAUGAGGAAAUUGAUUAUAUUUUGAACAAUGUCCAUAAACUUCCCCAAAACACAGUUUAUUCCUCUAAUCAUGCCAUCGAUGACACUUCUUCCUCGGGAACCUACUGGCCUAUUGAAUCAGAUGUGGAAGCUCCAAAUCUUGACUUAGGAUGGCCUUAUCUGAUGCCUGGGAUUUCUGGUGGCACAAACAUUGAUCUGCUUUUUCAUCCACCCCGAGCACAGCCUUACACAAUAAAGGAGACUAUACGGAAGAUGAUACGAGACGCGAGAAAGGUCAUUGCCAUAGUUAUGGAUGUGUUUACAGAUGUGGAUAUCUUCAGAGAAAUUGUAGAGGCAUCUGCCAGAGGGAUUGCAGUGUAUCUCCUGCUGGAUGAGUCAAACUUCAGUCACUUUCUGAAAAUGACAGAGAAACAAGGCUGUCAAGUUCAGAGACUCAGGAAUAUGAGAGUGCGCACAGUAAAAGGACAAGAUUACUAUUCUAAAUCAGGAGCAAAAUUCCAUGGAAAAAUGGAACAAAAAUUUCUUCUUGUUGACUGUAAGAAAGUCAUAUAUGGUUCUUACAGCUUUAUGUGGUCAUUUGAAAAAACGAACCUCAGCAUGGUUCAAGUUAUCACAGGACAGCUGGUUGAGUCCUUUGAUGAAGAGUUCAGGACACUGUAUGCCCGUUCUUCUGUUCCUAGUGCAUUUGCCCCUGAAAUAGUGCGGGUAAACAGUCGCAGGACACUUUGGGAUAAUGAUACAUACCAGCACUCAGUGUCUUCUUUAGCUUCAGUUUCUAGCCAAAGGAACCUUUUUGGCAGGCAAGACCAGGUUCACAAGCUGGAUCCUGUUUACUUGAAAACUCGUGUAAGAUAUGCAAUAAAUGAAAUUGAUAAAUAUGGCUUGAGAAACCAAGCUUUUAACAAACAGCCAUUUCAUCCAGGUUUUAAUGUGCAAAAUCCAAUCCAGCAGUAUCAACCUAGUGAAAAAAAUGAGCACUGGAAGAGACAUAGCUAUGCUGGAGAGAAGCCGGAAAGAACUCCUUACCUAUUGCUCAACAGAGCUAUGAAUAGAGCCAAUAAUCCAUCAAAUACUUGGAAAAUGCCAUCUGAUAGCCUUAGUAUUGUGUCUUCRUUACGAGGAGGAUAUGCAAAUAACUACAAUGCACCGCAGCAAAGUUUUGCUGAUCAGUUUUCACGACCAAAGAUAAAUCUCGCAGAAAGGAAUUCAAUUGUACGGAGAUCUUUUAAUGGAACAGAUAAUCAUAUCCGCCACCUGCAGCAGAGGAUGCCGACCCUGGAGCACACGACAAAAUCAUUCCUACGUAACUGGCGAAUUAAGUCAUACUUAAACGAUCAAUCAGAUUAUCCAGCAGAGUCCAAUGGCUCAGCUUUGGGUGACAGAUACGAGGGCUAUGACACAGCUGACAAUAUUAAAGCUCAUGCCCUUUAUUCUCAUUCUCGUUUAAGAUCAUCGCUGGUGUUUCAGCCAACUCUACCCGAACAGCAGGAAGUAAGCAGCUGUGCAAGCUCUUCAAAUUCAACAAUAAUUGGCUCAGAAGGAAGUGCAACACCUAAAGGAACAUCAAAUCACACCYCAAGUGUGGAAAAUGGAACAGGUAGCAUUUCAGAAGAGCUUAGCACGAAUGUCCCACUUAAAUCAGAUGCACCAGUAAACCACAGAAUUCAUGCUGCAGACAGCACAAAACCUAGUGUAAAUUCAAAUGCAACAGGGGACUCACCUGUCUACUUGUACACAACACUGUGUGCAGACAAACAUGCAGAAAAUGCAAAGAACAUUCAAAAUGAAAAUAUACUGAAAAGGAGAAGUUUUCCCAUGUUUAAUUCAAAGUCUAUAUUAGACCCAGGUACCAACAAACAGUCAUCCAGUUAUGUUUACAGCACACUGAAUAGGCAUAGGCUUAAACAACCAGUUAGUCCCAAACUUCCAGAAGACUUACUGAAGAGCUCUAAAAGUUUGCACAGUGUGACCAACCACGUGCUACAGGAGGAGAGGAAUGCCAGAGAAGAGCUGAAGAGCCCAGCUGCUACCAAGGCAAUUUCUAUGGCUGCUCUAGCUGAAGCCAACAAAGAGGAGUCAAGUAAAGACUGCAYGUCAAAGAAAGAAACUAAGAAUUCCCCAAGUUUUCUAAAGAAAGGAUCCCAGAAAUUGCGGUCACUUCUUAAUCUCACGCCAGAUAAGAAGGAAAAUUUGUCAAAAAACAAAGCCCCUGCCUUUUACAGAAUGUGCAGUAGUUCUGACACUUUAGCUUCUGAGGGGGAAAAUCAAAAACCAAAGCUUUCUGAGAAUAAGACAGAUUCUUCCCCAAGGAGAAAGAGAAAUACAUCAUCAAAUUCUCAAGGUAGCUUGCACAGAAGUAAAGAAGAUGUCACGAGUAGCCCAACAAAAUCUCCCAAGUCUCCCAAGUCACCCAAACCACCAAAACCUCCAUCGGAUGAAUGCAAUAAAAAGUGUCCUGUCCUGUGCCCCCUUGAAAGUAAGUUCAUAGAAACUGCAGGAGAUGCAUCUACCCCGAGAUUUAACACAGAACAAAUUCAGUAUCAGGAUGUAAAAGAAAUUGCAAUGAAUUCUCCUCCUGAGACUGCACCGCCCCUUCCUAGCCUACAAAGAGCAAGUUCAGUGCUAAGACCUCGUUUGAGUGAAAGGCGUGUUUAUAGUCGCUUYGAGCCAUUCUAUAAAAUUGAAAAUGCCAGCCAGUCUGCUGGAAAUGCAGCAAAUAGCAGUUCACAUCUCUCCGAUAUCAAAGGCAAACCGCUAGGGAACAAUUACAGCAGGAGUAAUCACAUGUCCRCCUACAACUCAACUGCUUACCAUCCACUGCAACCUAAUGAAAAUAAACUCAGAGGAUUUAUGCAAAAAUUUGGGAACUUACUACACAAAAAUAAGUAA
Nothoprocta perdicaria is the source of this 3068-nucleotide messenger RNA. It is a transcript of the gene SACK1B, whose product is annotated as family with sequence similarity 83 member B. Gene Ontology annotation, biological process: epidermal growth factor receptor signaling pathway. Bases 9 to 3068 code for a protein of 1019 amino acids. Gene Ontology annotation, cellular component: cytoplasm; membrane. The record is from RefSeq and is a predicted model, not a curated record. The transcript is spliced from 5 exons. Lineage: Eukaryota; Metazoa; Chordata; Aves; Tinamiformes; Tinamidae.